CGUAGUCUGGCGAGAGAAGAUCCCGCCGAGGCGUACUUCCGGAAAGAUGGCGGCCUACAUAGUGAUACCGGUGAUCGUGCUAACGAUAAUGGCCAUUUGGUUUAUGGUGUACAUGUACGACAAACGAAUAAAACCCACAUUUAGUUCAACAUCGACACCGGCCACGACAACAACCUGUACAAACGUACGGCAGGAAGGUGGUAUAGUGUACACAAUUUCCAACACACCCAACAACGGUGGAGCGACCGGUAUGGCACGCCCUGCCUCGGAUCUGAACAGUGGUGCCACACACAUCCGCAUCGAGCCCGAUGGACGUGGUGGUCCACCGCCGCAGUACGGUGGCUACACGAGCCAGAAUUUGAUUGUUGUAACGACAAUUCCUAGAGAUUUACCGCCAUCGUACGAUCAGGUGGUAACGAGCAGGAACGAUCCACCCAUUAGUAGUAAUAGUAACGAUACGGCAGUAUAAACAAAUCUCAAUACCGUAUGAUAUUUU
Anopheles arabiensis is the source of this 496-nucleotide messenger RNA. RefSeq lists its product as uncharacterized. The transcript is spliced from 4 exons. The record is from RefSeq and is a predicted model, not a curated record. Bases 47 to 469 code for a protein of 140 amino acids. Lineage: Eukaryota; Metazoa; Arthropoda; Insecta; Diptera; Culicidae.